GGGCGAUACGCCUCGCUCUUACGGACGCCGAUACAGACACUGAGUGCAGUGCAGCACUGAUUGCAGACAGACCUAGCUGAGACCAGUCUACCUGUGGGUUACACAGAGAUCGAGGCAGAACUGCAGAAGAGAAGCGGUGAAGACACGUCUUGGCUGCCCCUGAAAGGUGCAUGGGCGAGGAGUCUCCGCCCCGCGCCGCCGGCAGCCGCCCGCCCAGCCGCCCGGCCGCCGCCGCCGCCGCCGCCGCCGCCGCCGCUGCCGGGACAGUCGGGCCGCAGCCGCCGCGCCGCGAGGAGGCGCACACAGACGCGCCGCGCCGCGCCCAUGCCUGUGUGACGGCCGCCAUGCACAAGCUGGAGGUGCUCGGUGUGCGCGUGGCGCCGACGCGCACGGCGCAGGCGCUCUGUGUGAUCGCCGCCGGAGUGGCGUUCGUGCUGGGCACCGUGUUGGGAGUGCUGAUCCCUCUGUACGUGCUGCCGCCGCUCUACGCCGAGACGGACUCGGGAGUGACGCCUCCGACAACGGCUCCCUCAGCCGCUGGACUUUUGACGGCGCUCGGCCGACGGCCGCCGCUGGUCACCCCGAGACCCGCCGAGCUGCCGGUGGAGCUUGUGGACUCCAUCAGCUACCUGGGUACCGCAGUGAGUGAGGACAGUGAGAGUGUGUUGUCGAGUUUGGUGAGCACAGAGAGCUCACCUGCGGCGGGCCUUCAGAGGACCUCUGCCCGGCCAGCGGUGGUAGUCAACGCUAGUGUUGAAGAUGAGGAGUCCGACGUCGCUGAGCUCACGGACGGCAUCUUCUGGAGCGAUGCCGUGGAGGUGGCGCUUCCCCGAGGAGUGGCCAGUGAGGAGGUCACCGAGUGGAGGGCGUUCUGCCGGCGCGCCGCUCUCAUCAAAGUGGAGGAGGGUUGCGGCCGCAUGCAGAACCGUCUGCUGACGUUCGAGAACGGUACGCAGUCCUGCUGCCGCUACCGUCAGAACUUUGACCAGAUCCAGGGCGAGAUCUUCAGCUUCCUGCUGAGUCGGGAGCUCGGGAUCCGAAACCUGCCGCCGACCUCUCUGCUGCUGGUGCAGCCGGCCGAGCGGCAGUGGUCGGCGGUGCGCGCUCAGCUCAGCCUGGCACAGUGGGCCGAGCAGCGGCCCGUGGUGCUCACGAGGUUCAGGGAGAACCUGACGCCAGCGUUCAUCCCAGAGCAGCUGCGGGGCACCGACCGGCGCCUGCACCCGGCCGACCUGCGGCUCUCUGGGCUGAACAUGGAGCAGAACCGCGACACGGUGCUGGAGCUGGCGCAGUGGUCCGACCUGAUCUUGUUCGACUACCUCACCGCCAACCUGGACCGCAUCGUCAACAACCUCUACAACCAGCAGUGGAACCCGUCCAUGAUGGACUCGCCCGCGCACAACCUGGCGCGUGACCCGUCCACCGGCCUGUUGAUGUUCCUCGACAACGAGUCGGGUCUGCUACACGGCUACCGCCUACUCGACAAAUACGAGCCGUAUCAUCGCACCAUGCUCGACGCUACGUGCGUGUUCCGGCGAGACACGGUAGAGGCCAUAAGGCGACUCCACCGCGCCGGCGACGUGGGCACCGCACUGCGGCGCAUCUUCCGCGAGACGCAUCCGGAGCUCGUCGACUUUCUGCCGACGUUGCCCGAGAAAAGCAUCAAGAUCCUCAAGAAGCGAAUAGACAAUGUUCACGAGGUGAUUGAGCGCUGCGAACGGACGUACGCCAGUUAGUGCGCCGGGCGGACACGUGCACUGGGUGUGCGCUACGGACACGCAGUGCCGGUGUGCCAGUCAUUGUUAUUAUCUCAUCGGUCGCGGCGCGCGAGGGGACAGUGCUUUAACACCGACCAAGUCCGAGCGCGACCGCCACCAUCGGGUGGGACUGCUGGUUCGCCGCGAUCGGCUCAGCAGUCAGCGGCGGCCGGCUAAACCAUUUUGUCCCACCCUCCUCAUCUUGUGAUAAUUGAGCGCCGCGAGGAGACCUGUGAUUACGACGGCUGGCGCCGCCCUCGCGGCAGUGGCGGCGCUCCCGCGGCCAUCGCCGCGCGGCAGCCAGGUGCACCGCGCGCCGCGCGCUGCAGAGGCGCACUGCGCAGGCGCGGACAGCCGAGCGCCGGUGACUUACGGGACGCCGCCGCAUUCCAGUGCCCGUGGAAAGAAUGCGUGCCCACGGAGGGCGGUGGGGGCCACACGGUGGGUGUGCGGCCAGGGCGGAACCGCCGCCACCGGCCGCCGCGCGCGCUCAGUAAAACGACCCGCCGGUCGCCUUUAUGGACCAUCGACGCACCUAGCCAGCCAGUGAACGGGCCUCCAUAAUUGUGCGGGUCCGCCCGGCAGAGUAAACAAAGCACUAAGCGCCGCGCUCCCAGCUGUUAAGAUAGGAUCGGUGCACUCUCAACAGCGACCUGUCCGGACGCAGCCUGCGACUCUAGUUGGGCCGGGAGGCGCGCUGUUCUGGGACCAAGGAUGUGUUGGACGGAGAAUAGUGCCGACAGAACUGCCACACAUUGUAACCGGGCGGGGAUUGGCCGCAAUAUUGAAUGUGUGAACUGUUGUAUUUCUCCCCCGUUUUACGCUCCGUGGUUACAAUCCAAGACGUUUUCUUUCCCAGCCAGACGCUUAGCAGCCCCGUUGUAUCCAUUCGGAUUCGUUCACCUAUUGCCAUUUUCGUUUCUGCUUGCCUGCUCCCGGCCACACUGUUCCAUUCCAUCGCUCCGUCUGCCUUUCUUCGCGGCCUUUCCCUGCCUGGGUCCGUCCCAAUUCGUGUUCCGCACCUGGCCGCGCGCUGGUCCCCUGCCCUCUCUGGCGACCCAUCUCCCUCCGUGGGCCCGUGCGCCGCUCGCUGUGGCCUCCAUCCUGAGCGGCGGCCACUCGCAGGCACGUAGGGAGAGUCGGCGGCUGACCCGUCUCGGCGGGCCGGCAGCGGCGCUCAGCGGGGACGCCGCGCGCUGCGCCGGCCCGGCCGCAGGAGGCCUGUUUUUCUGGCGAUCCGCGCCGCGAUGGCCGCUGGCGCGCCGCGGCGAGCCUGGCGCACAUGGCAGCGCGCCGCCGACCGACGCCGUGCGCCGUCACUCGCAGUCGCGCGGCUGAACGCACGCGUACUUUUACUUUUGUUAAACGAGAUGGUUUAUCGUGUGUUUGGGGCGGACGCCGCGUCUGGAGAUAUGUGCUCCGUCCGUCCGCCUUUCCGGCGCAGAGUCGGUGAGAUGCUGUGAUACAUGGUAUUUGGAUAGAAUAGCAUGCCUUUUUGUAUGUAUAUGUGUCGACUGUUUGUUACAUGAAUAUAUAUUAGGGUUGGAA
Messenger RNA from Amphibalanus amphitrite, 3305 nucleotides. Its product is annotated as extracellular serine/threonine protein kinase four-jointed-like. The coding region runs from base 171 to 1736 and encodes 521 amino acids. The record is from RefSeq and is a predicted model, not a curated record. Gene Ontology annotation, biological process: cell-cell signaling. The transcript is spliced from 2 exons. NCBI's taxonomy places the organism in Eukaryota, Metazoa, Arthropoda, Thecostraca, Balanomorpha, Balanidae.